AACACAUACACGUCAUCGCCCGUACAGAUGGUUUUGUUUUUGUUCGAGCACCUACACACAUUCGUGCACGAGUACAGUUAAGUGAAAGGAUUUUAAAAUAAUUAACUUUCAACAAAAGUGGGACAAUCUUAUUUUGAUUUUACACACAUUACCCAUCAAGAAAAUAUUUACUUGGGGGAGCUAAAUCAUACAGCGUUCUGUGUCGAAGUAAAUGUGAAUGCAACGAAUUUGAAAGAAAUACUUACUUUUACCAUUAUUCCACUAAAAAAAUUGGCCUGGUUGGUAACAGCCACACCAACACCAGUGCAAACCCAUCCAAUCCAAGCAGUGGAAAACACGAAAGGGUGUGUUUGUUUGUGUGCGUGCAAGCGAGAGAGCGAACGAACCUCGCGCAACCUUUCCAAUGGCGCACACCAUUUUCGAUAGGAAAGUGGAGAAACUGUAUGCGUGAAACAAAGAUAGUCCUUAUGAAAGAUUUCCCGUUUGAAGUGUUCUCUCUCGCUCUCGCACUCUCUUUCACUCGCCAUUUCCCUUCCAUUCUCAUUCCAAGCUUUACUGCUUCAGUGUGUGUGUGUGUGUGCGAACGGUGAAGUGUUUCCCUCGAACAGGGCAAAGGAAAAAUCAAGUGACGUUGAAGGCUUUUGCAGUCGGAAUAGCGCCACGGGUGAACGCAAGCGAACAAGGGAGCGCAAAAAUUUCCCUCAAAACGCGCCCCGGAAAACUGGAAGGAAGCAGAGAAAAAAAAACCCCCCCCGUAACCAUCGGAGGAACUAUUCCGUCUAUUCGUCUGUGUUCUAUUGUUUAGCUGCGAGCGAAGAAUUUUUGCCACACACGGUACGGUAUAGCUAAGCGGACGUGUGUUGCAUCGUGUGCCCGUUUGUGUGUUGAAGGUGGAAAUUUGCAAUGCACAGGUGAUACCAGUGUAGUGUUUGAAGAAAAAUUCCAGUAUGUGUUUCAAGAUGUGGUGCAAGCCCCAUUUUAUGGAGCGAUAGCAAGAGACCAUCGACGGCUUCACUUCUUGUUGGCACGUUAGGCGUCUCCACCAACGUCAACGACGAGGUGUCAUAUUGACGACGGGCAGUGCCCCACAGUGCGCGCUGAACCAGCUCGGUAGGGAGUCAAACACAUCAAAGCAGCCGCCGAUUAUUAGCAAAAAAAAACACCUUCACCUGCUCCACCCUUGUGCAGAACGAGGGUAAAUGUACGCACACGGUAAACGGUUGGUGGAUUGAUUUUCUCGGUCAACUCGUCUGUACCCUAGUAGCGCCUUUUGUUUCAUCGGUACGUUGGUGCUUAAACGUUAAGCAAGGGUGCGAACAAAGGCACACUACCAACCCGCACGGGGUGUGGAAGCCAUCAUCACUAAGCAGGUGGCAGGCGAGCUUAGCAAACAUUGAAGAAAAAAAACACCUCAACCGUGAAUAGGCACGCGAAACAUACACACACUGUACAGCUGUGUUCUCCACGCCAAGACCAGCGUCGAACGUAGUGCAAAAGGGCUUCAAGGUGGAAGGAUUCGCACGGGAGCGUAACGCACAACGAUGCCACAGCGAAAGACGGCGGCGGAAAGACAGAGUGCGGCGCGACGUACGACGCCCCUAUAGCGGGACCCGGUGGACCCGGGGCAAGUGAAUCCUUCCAACGGGACCUACCCGAUGGAGGACGGUGCAGACUAUGGCCAUGCCGGCAUCCAACAUCACAUGCCCACCCAUCAGCAGCUAUCCAAAGAGCUGACCCAGCACCAUCACAACCAAUCCCAGCAGCAGCAACAACCACACCAUCGUAACCAUGCACACCAAUCACAGCAGUCCCAUCAUGCGAAACUCCUCCAACAACAGCAGCAGCAACAGCAACAACAACAACAACAACUCCAGUCCCAAUCCUCGCAACAACAUCACCUAUCGAACGUUCCGGCAUGGUACGCAGGGUCCUCCGGUGGGACUCUUCGUUCGGCAGGUUCCGGUCGGCGGGCAUCUUACGGUCACAGCCAUUACGGUUCGCAACAGCAACAACAACAACCGCAACAACAACAACAGCCCCCACUCGCUAUACCAUCAUCUGCCGUCAACUAUCACGAUAUGGCCGACACGAUUUCCAUCGGCAGUGGACAUUCGGCCCAGCGCUACAUCGAACAACAACAUCCAAUACAGUCGCAAGCGCAACAACAACAACAACUUCUCCGUGGAGGAGUCGUCGAUGGUACGAUGUUGGGCAGAGCGGGUGGACCAACCGGUGGGUUGCUGAUCGAUCGGCACGGCAGUACGGAUCGGUUCGGUGCAUUAGAUGAUCCGCUUAGUACGAGCUGCCUGCAACCUCCGUCACCGGCACCGAGUAAUGACCACUACGUGAUGGGACUGCCUGCUCCGGCACCGGUAAACCAUCAUUACACCGACAGCCGGCACUACGGUACAAUUCAGCGACGUACGGCAAGCCCCUCGAACAUCAGAUACCGGCACAGCUUGACGGAGAACUAUCGGGACAUUUCACCGCAGUGCGACCGAUACAUACCGCCACCGGCACACUUUCUCGGUGCGGACACAUACGGCUACCUUGGCUCGAACGUGCACACCCCGAUCAAGCGUUACGUGCCGACACCGCCACCCCAGGAAUCACCCUAUCCACCGUUGCCGGGUGGUACCGGGUCUGCCACUGCAAAGACGCAAGCCCUUAUGAGUGCGCUCAUGCUCGGGCAAGGCGUUUCCAUACCCGGCGGUCCGUCGCGUGUUGGCCCGUCCCAUGCACAUCACGCGCCGCAUCAGUAUGCGUACGCCACCAGCACACUUCCGUACGGGUUUCGUGUCAAGAGCGGUGGUACGAACAUGGGAACUAGCAAUGGGAACGCGGGUAGCAGUGGCGCUAGUGUCACGACCGAUCCCACCACCAUAUCGCCCCCGAAGGGUUUCGAAACGCCCGACAACCAUUACGGUAGCAUUAGUAGCAGCACCACCGGCAACAUUGCCACCAGCAGUGGCAGCAUCAGUACACCGCCAGCCCGUGUUCGACCCCCCAAGUGCCCGUCGUCUUCCGUCGGCAGUGGACCCACACCGCACAGUACAUCCACCCUGCCGCACGCUACCGGUGGACAUGUGUCGCGCAGCAGCAGCCGACACUCGCAAGCGUCCACCGGCACAAACGGUAACAACAGCAUUAGCAGCAGCAACAGCUACCGUAUGUCGCGGACUUCGAGUGCGGAGUUCCUGGACCAGCCACGGGGCAGCUACCGGGUGUCCACACCGGUCAGCGUGAUGAGCGAACCGAACGGCGGUAGCGCAUCCUGUCUGCACUGUAACACGCUCCGGCGUACGACCGGUGUACAUCAGACGACGCAAACGACGGGCCCGAUCAGUCCACAGCCGGUGGGACCGUCCGAUACGACAAGUUGCCAUUCCGUGCCCGCCAGUCCCGCAUCACACACCUCACCGCAGCAGCUACCGGGCGCUAGUAUGGCGCUGGUGUCCGUAGGAGGAACGGCUGCUUCACCUCAUCCACAGCAACAGCACCAUAUGGCGGCGGGUCAGUAUGGCCAAGGGCAGCAAACCUCCCAACCCGCUAUGCAUCUGCCACCAACAGUGCAAGGCAUCGCAACAGCACAAUCACAGCACUCCCAAACGUACGAUAACCUUAGCGAAGGCACUGGUACACUGGAUCGGGACAGUGGUGCAACGAUACCGCGCAAUGGUAGUAAGCAUCAGUUUGUACAGUCGAACCGCAAUGAGACGCCUUCGAUGGAGAACCUGCUCAGUGCAAGUAGUAGCCGAUCGUUGUUAAUCCAACAGCAGCAACAGCAACAGCAGCAACAGCAACAACAGCACCAGCAAUACACCUCCUUACAACAACCUUCCCAACCGGGUCCGUCUACAAGUCAGCAGCAGCAACAGCAGCAGCAGUCGACCAGUGCGUCGGCAACACCGGUCCAACUAGCACAACCAUCCACAGCACAACAAUCAAUACCACCGCAACAGCAACUGGCCAGUCCACAGCAACAGAACGUCCCAACAGAACAGCUUCAAUCUCAGCAGCAGCAGCAACAGCAACCACAGCCAACGCCCUCACCGCAACAGAUAAUGCCACAACCACCGAUCAUGAUGCCCUCCCAGCAAGCGAUAUCCUCGCCCGCAAUCGUACCGUACGCCAUGGCAUCACACGCCAUUCCACCCCAUCCCGCGCACGGUGGAUCCUCACUGAACGAUUCGCCGGCUUCCACGUUGCAGCGCAGCAGUAACGCUCAGCUGCUCCGGAUCCCGCAAUCGAACCUUUCCUGCAAGCAGCGCGUCAAGGAGUACGUACGGCGCGAGACGGCCAAAUUCUUCGGCGUACCGAUGCAGGAUGAAGAGUACGAGCGUACGAAAUGGGACGACCGGCAGCGUCGGUUCGCCUGCCGACGGUUCGGUUCGCUGCGUGAAGAUUACGAUCGUGACGGACAUCCGAUGCACGGCAAUGGUCCGCCCGGUAUGCAUCACCAUCACCAUGCGAACGAACACCAUGGGCAUGGGGUGAACCAACCGGCAACGCUGCCACCAUCCGAUCGGCCAGACAUCCUACCGGCCCAGAGCCAGGACGAGCGGGAAACGGAACUGUCGAGACGGCAGCGUGCCAAUCCGCAUUACGCAUCCGCCCAGGAUCAGCAGGGCGAUGUGUACUUGAUACGGGCCGAACGUAAACCAUCGGUACCGGCCGUCAUCUGUAGUGGACUUAAUUUCCUGGUGCAAAGCAUCACCCGCAGGCGGUUGCGCGCGCACAAACAGUGGUCCCGAAGUUUUGCACCGGCCCAUGUGGAGCUAACCGGAUCGGAUGGUUCCGAUGGUACGGAGGUACACUGUGAUGGACUUGCCCCGAUACAGGACGGUGAAGCAUUCUUCGAUACACCGACGGCACUGGGCCCGGUUGGAAUUGGUCCGCAGGAACGGGUACAACAGGGUGGACUGAUGGCGCACGACAACUCGCGCCAGCUGUUCGUAUCCGAUGGUGAUCGUGCGACCGGUAGCGGCAUCAUCAACGGUUGGCGAACCAAAUCGGCGGAGUUGCAUCAUCACCAGCAGCAACAACAACAGCAGCAACAACAACAGGCUCUCCAGGCAGGUCAACAGGGACAAGGGAAUGGAGGUGGAGUAGUAGGAGGAGUACUGCAGCAGCAAAACCAGGACCAAGCUGGACCCGCUGCCGGUGGCAUCUAUGGACAACGAAUCUCAUCCCACAUUUUAGACGGUGUGUUGGACAACUCGCUGCGGCCAGUACGAAAUCGCGUGAAGCUGCUGCGACCGAAUCUACUCGACGAACGGUACGACUACCGCCCAUUCUUUACCUAUUGGAUCAACACGGUCCAGAUCGUGGUGAUGAUCCUUUCGUUAAUCUGUUACGGUUUUGGACCUAUCGGUUUGGGUAUGGAGUACCGCUCGGCACAGGUUCUCGUGACAAGUUUAAGCUUGCAACAGGUACACCAUCAAGAACCACGCAACAUUUGGAUCGGAUUGCGUAGUGCCGAUCUGAUACAUUUGGGCGCAAAGUAUGGCGCCUGCAUGAGACGCGAUACCAAAAUUCUAGACGUCGUGUCCAGAACUCGUAAGCAUGAGCGGGAAACGGCAUGCUGCAUACGAAAUGACGAUUCUGGCUGUGUACAGAGCUCCCAAGCGGACUGUUCCAUUCGUGGUUGGCCAUCGAAAACGAUCGCGACGUGGAAAAAGUGGUCCCCGGGUGAAUCGGGCCCAGGUGGACGCAUCUCGGGCAGCGUUUGUGGCCUCGAUCCAAAGUACUGCGAUGCGCCGGCAUCAAUCGCACCGCACGAAUGGCCGGACGACAUCACCAAGUGGCCUAUCUGUCGGAAGAACAACCAGCUAUCGCAGCGUUUCCGCUUCAAGGACCAUACGGCCGAACAUAUGGUGUGCGAGGUGAUCGGCCAUCCGUGCUGCAUCGGUGUGUACGGCGAAUGUCGCAUCACCACCAGAGAAUACUGUGAUUUCGUUCACGGGUACUUCCACGAGGAGGCGUCCCUGUGCUCGCAGGUCUCGUGCUUGAACGAUGUUUGCGGCAUGUUCCACUUCAUUGCCGUCGACUACCCGGACCAGUUCUAUCGUCUCUUUACGUCGCUGCUGCUGCACGCUGGAUUGAUCCAUCUGAUCAUCAGCGUCGCCUUUCAGCAUGUACUGUUGGCCGAUCUGGAACGCUUGAUAGGUCCGUUGCGGACGGCCAUCCUGUACAUUGGGUCGGGUAUUGCGGGCAAUCUGACGAGUGCUAUAUUUGUGCCGUACAAGGCGGAGGUUGGACCGCUGCCUUCGAUUGCGGGUGUGCUGGCAUCACUGAUGCUGCAGCUCGUACUGUGCCACUGGAAGAGCUUGAAAAAACCACACAUAGCUAUGAUCAAAUUGCUAAUCCUUGGCUGCACCCUGUUCGGGCUGGGGACACUGCCACUGCAGCAGAACUUUACCGGGCUGAUUGCGGGUCUGCUGACCGGCAUAGCCCUCACGCUAGCAUUUGUACCAUUUGUGAACGUAACGAAACAUAGUCGUAAGAGUAAGAUCAACCUCAUCUGGACGUGCGUGACGCUACAGUUCGUUCUGUACGCCAUCAUGUUCAUCAUAUUCUACGCCUUCCCGACGCUGUUCGAGUCGCUUAACUUCAUCGACGGUAAUCAGCUGAUGGAUCCGAAUGCCGGCCACGGCUAUCACGACCAUUACAGCUUGUACGAUGGUUACAACAACUACAAUCCGCUCGGUGGUUCCGGUGGCCACACGUCCGGUGGACACAACCAUGGACAUGGGUCGGGCGGUGGUGUUGGUGGCGGUGGCAUCGGUAAUGGUGGAAGUGGACCCGGAACUGGCGGUGGCAAUCACAUCAUCGGCACGUACAACAACAAUUACAAAUCUUCCGGAGGUGGUGGCAAUGUAAUGCACAAUCAUCACGAUUACACUGGUGGCGGUGGUGGCGGUGGCGGUGGUGGCAGCGUUAUGUCCGGUGGUCCCAGCCGGAAUGGUCCCGCUGGUGGUCGCAGUUCGGUCGGCAACAAUCUGCUGAAGACGAUAAGCCUGUGCGAGAAGGGACAGUGCGUACUGAGACAGCCGCGGCAGACGGACACGAAUGCAUGACGUCGAUGUUUUCUGCUAUUCACCGCACUCGAGCUAUGCUUCGUCCUGUUUGUCCUGCUCGUGCUGUACGAUGUGGACGACUUUCAGAUUGUGUAUCAGUUCGUACUGCAUUGAUUUUGCAAUCGUUAGAUAAACGUUAGCUGAACAGAAACAUGUAUCCCAGGCAACUCAUUGUGAUCCAGGCAUCUAAUAGCGAAACAGUUUGUUCUUUUCAAAAGGACAUCUCACAAAAAAACACACGUAGAGAAAGAGAGAGAGAGAAGGAGAGAGAGAGAACAAACAAACCCCACAUUGUUAUAAUCGCAAUUGCGCAAAUUUCACUGCGACGAAAUAUCGCAACCAGUCCCUUCUUAUUGUCGGAAAGGCGCCGAAAAGCAAAAAAAAACGGGACGCUCGAUGAAACGAGGUGCAAUUUAAUACGAAAUUAAGCGGAAUUGUGUGAAUCAUAUGACCAAAGGCCCAAUCAGAGCUAGAUCCGUAUCCUUCUGCGUACAACCCAUUCAUACAAUCAAUCCAUCGUAUCAUUCUUAUCCAUUCGUAGCAUAUUACACACACUUAUCAUGUGUAGAUCGCAUCAUUAUCAUUAACCUACCAUGAGUACUUUAAGUAAUCGACAGCAUAGCUAAAAUCAAAAAAACAAAGCAAAACGAAUACAUGCCACCUUCAUCUUAAUCGUCUAGUUUCCUUACACGCGGCCCACCUUCCGAUGCUUGGCAAAGGAAAGGUUUGAUGGCCGACCAUCAAACGGUUGUUUGCAUUUGAAUUUUGUAUCCAACGACUGGUGUUGUUUUGAAUAUUACUUCCCUGACGUUAUCUCCCCAAGUCGUUUCCACUAAUAGACGGUUUUAGUUAUACUCAUCUGUUAAUUAGUUGUGUUUUUUCUCUUGUUAUGCGAAUCGACUUAUCGUCUUCACAAUCAUCAUCAAUUGUGUGUGUGUGUGAUACACAUUGUUAAAUGAUCCUUAUGUUAGAACAUAUCCUUCUUACUUCGCCCAUCCGCAUCCAAUCGUGCUCCAUUGAUAGGAAGAAGAAAAUGCGACAAAGACGGUGCUGCUCGUGUGGCAAAAUUACGUAGUAAAAGAAAGGGUGAGCGCAGGAAAUAAGAAAUACAACAACAAAAAACAAACAGAAAUAAUAAAUUGUAGCAUUUAUUAAGGAAAACCACACUUGGCAGAAUAGCGAAAUGUACACGGCGCAAUGUGGUGCCGGGCAAUUUAUUCAGCGCGUCAGCGAACAACGCGCGUGCAGUGCGCGCGGCUCAGUGCUAAAAGGACAGUUUUUGAAUGAAGCUAUAAACAAAAAAAACCCGUAAUCUAGAAAUAACACAUUAGAAAUAUUAUCUAAACAGAAGAAUAGAUGACAAGAGAAAGGAAAGCGGUACUAGAGAAAAGAAACAAACAAACACAAAAAAACCAGAGCUAAAACGUAAAACAACAGUUGAUAACACAUGAACACUUACAACAUUCACACACACAAAGUAAAGAUAACAAAACUAAUGAAAGAAAAGAUACAAAAGAAGAGAUACACACAAACAACACAACCCCACAACAGAAAGAGUCUAGGCAACGUAAUGUAAUAACUCUAGAUAAGCGAUACCCAAUUCUUAGAAUUGUCCCUCAGUUAGUGAAAAUGAAAGAAAUUAACGAUGAAGCAAAGAACAAAAAACACAUUAAUAAAAACGAAGCAAACACACACACAGCAACAGACAAAAACACACGUAAGUAAAGUAAUUAAUAAACACACAUAUAACACACACCUUACCGUAGAGGCGAAUGGUUGGCGAAAAUGGUGAAAUUUGAGAAGAACGGAACACAGGUGUUUUUGGGACAGAAGAGAUAACGUUUGCUGUUAAGCAAAAGGAAAAAAAAAAACAAACAAAUAAUUGCACCCAAAGAACU
Messenger RNA from Anopheles funestus (African malaria mosquito), 8977 nucleotides. RefSeq names its product inactive rhomboid protein 1-like. Lineage: Eukaryota; Metazoa; Arthropoda; Insecta; Diptera; Culicidae. Gene Ontology annotation, cellular component: endoplasmic reticulum membrane. Bases 1656 to 7079 code for a protein of 1807 amino acids. The transcript has 8 exons. The record is from RefSeq and is a predicted model, not a curated record. Gene Ontology annotation, molecular function: serine-type endopeptidase activity. Gene Ontology annotation, biological process: regulation of epidermal growth factor receptor signaling pathway; regulation of protein secretion.